AUGGACCCCAAGGCGGCCCGUCUGCGGAAGAGAGAGGAGCCACGGGGACGGCGGGAGGACCGCACCUCCAGUCCCGGGGACGGAAGCCCUGACACCCCCAGAGGACAGGACUCGGAGCAAUGGAAUCAGCAGAUGGAGGCUGUGAAGACGCAGUUGCUGGAACAAGCACAGGGACAGCUGCUGGAGCUGCUGGAUCGGGCCAUGCGCGAGGCUGUGCAGGUGUACCCGCAGCCGGGCACCCCCCCACGGCCCAGUCCCCCGGACACCUCCAGCAAGACCCAGGAGCCAGCUCUGGGGAAAGGCAAAGUGUUUGUCCUGCGCAAGUCUCUGCUUGACGAGCUGAUGGAAAUACAGCACCUCCGCACCAUCUACCACAUGUUCAUUGCUGGCCUGUGUGUGUUUAUCAUCAACACCCUGGUGAUCGACUUCUUCCAUGAGGGCAGGCUGAUGCUGGAGAUUGACCUGCUGAUCUUCACCUUCGGACAGCUGCCCUUGGCGCUGAUGACGUGGGUCCCCAUGUUUCUGUCUACGCUGCUGGUGCCCUACCAGGCCCUGCGUCUGUGGGCGAGGCCCCGAGCGGCCGCAGCCUGGAAGCUGGGGGUGGGCCUGGCUUGCGUGCUGCUGCUGGCCCACACGGCCGUGCUCUGGGUGCUCCCGGUCCACGUGGCGAUGAAGUACCAGCUCCCACCGGCCUCCAGCAGUAUCCUAGUGUUCGAGCAGGUCAGGCUUCUGAUGAAAAGCUAUUCCUUCCUGCGAGAGUCGGUGCCGGGGACCCUUCGCGGCAAAGGAGGUGACACCCCUAGUUUCUCCAGCUACCUCUAUUUCCUCUUCUGCCCGACACUCAUCUACAGGGAGAACUAUCCCAGGACGCCCCGUGUCAGGUGGAAUUAUGUGGCCAAGAACUUUGCCCAGACCCUGGGCUGCCUCCUCUACGCCUGCUUCAUCCUCUGCCGCCUGUGUGUGCCCGUCUUCGCCAACAUGAGCCGGGAGCCGUUCAGCACGCGCGCCCUGGUGCUGUCCAUCAUGCAUGCCACCUUGCCAGGCCUCUUCAUACUGCUGCUCAUCUUCUUUGCCUUCCUACACUGCUGGCUUAACGCCUUUGCAGAGAUGCUGCGAUUUGGAGACAGAAUGUUCUACCGGGACUGGUGGAACUCCACGUCCUUCUCCAACUACUACCGGACCUGGAACGUGGUGGUGCAUGACUGGCUCUACAGUUACAUCUACCAGGACGGACUGUGGCUCCUGGGUGGCCGGGCCCGAGGUGCAGCUAAGCUGGGCGUGUUCCUGGUCUCUGCUGUGGUCCACGAGUACAUUGUCUGCUUCGUCCUGGGCUUCUUCUACCCAGUCAUGCUGGUCCUCUUCCUGGGCAUCGGAGGGCUGCUAAACUUCAUGAUGCAUGACCGGCACACAGGCCCCGCGUGGAACGUGGUCAUGUGGACGCUGCUGUUUCUGGGCCAGGGCAUCCAGGUCAGCCUGUACUGCCAGGAGUGGUACGCGCGACGUCACUGCCCCCUGCCCCAGACGACCUUCUGGGGGCUGGUGACACCGCGCUCCUGGUCCUGCCAUUCCUAGAGGUCAGGGCACC
This is a messenger RNA of Sorex fumeus (smoky shrew), 1585 nucleotides long. RefSeq names its product sterol O-acyltransferase 2 (gene SOAT2). Bases 1 to 1572 code for a protein of 523 amino acids. NCBI's taxonomy places the organism in Eukaryota, Metazoa, Chordata, Mammalia, Eulipotyphla, Soricidae. The transcript is spliced from 15 exons. Gene Ontology annotation, molecular function: fatty-acyl-CoA binding; cholesterol binding; cholesterol O-acyltransferase activity. The record is from RefSeq and is a predicted model, not a curated record. Gene Ontology annotation, cellular component: endoplasmic reticulum membrane. Gene Ontology annotation, biological process: cholesterol metabolic process; cholesterol efflux.